This is a messenger RNA of Maylandia zebra (zebra mbuna), 2475 nucleotides long. Its product is annotated as ammonium transporter Rh type C 2. Gene Ontology annotation, biological process: ammonium homeostasis; ammonium transmembrane transport. Lineage: Eukaryota; Metazoa; Chordata; Actinopteri; Cichliformes; Cichlidae. Gene Ontology annotation, cellular component: plasma membrane. The record is from RefSeq and is a predicted model, not a curated record. Gene Ontology annotation, molecular function: ammonium channel activity.
CCUGAGGAGCGAUCAGAGCAUCGUCAGAAGAAAGUCAUCAAGAUGGGAAACUGCUGUGAAAGAGCUGGAAAUUUCUUCGGCCCGCAGAACAACACCUAUAUACGUGUUAGUUUACCGGCUGUUUGCUUCGUCUGGCAGAUUGCUAUGGUUAUUCUCUUUGGAGUUUUUAUCCGGUAUGACGAGGAAUCGGAUGAAAAAGGAUGGCAUGAGUUCAAAAAGAGUCAUAACAUCACCAGCAACAUUGAGAAUGACUUCUACUUCAGAUAUCCAAGCUUCCAGGACGUCCAUGUCAUGAUCUUUGUAGGCUUCGGCUUUCUCAUGACUUUCCUGAAGCGCUACAGCUUCGGUGGCGUGGGAUUUAACUUUCUAAUCGCCGCCUUUGGUCUACAGUGGGCUCUCCUCAUGCAAGGUUGGUUCCACAGUUUGGACCCCGUCACUGGAAAAAUCACCAUCGGAAUUGAGAGUCUGAUUAACGCUGACUUCUGCUGUGCUGGAUCUCUGAUCGCCUACGGGGCUCUCCUGGGGAAAGUAAGCCCUGUCCAGCUGAUGAUUGUCACCUUAUUUGGUGUCACACUUUUUGCUGUGGAGGAAUACAUCAUCCUUGACCUCUUUCAUUGCAGAGAUGCUGGUGGCUCCAUGGUCAUUCACACCUUUGGAGGGUACUAUGGUUUGGCCAUCUCCUGGGUGCUGUACCGACCAAACCUGAACUUAAGUAAACGUCUCAAUGGGUCUGUCUACCACUCUGAUCUGUUUGCUAUGAUUGGUGCACUGUUCCUGUGGAUGUUCUGGCCCAGUUUUAACUCGGCCAUCACAAACCACGGUGCUGGACAGCAUAGAACAGUCAUCAACACUUACCUUUCCCUCGCUGCCUGUGUUCUUACCACUUUCGCCAUCUCCAGUAUGGGUCAAAAGAAAGGAAAAUUAGACAUGGUACAUAUCCAGAAUGCCUCUCUGGCUGCUGGGGUUGCAAUGGGGACAUCAGCAGAGUUUAUGAUCACUCCUUACGGUUCAAUCAUUGUGGGUUUCUGCUGUGGUAUCAUCUCCACCUUUGGGUACUUAUAUGUCACGCCCUUUUUGGAGAAAAGGCUCAAGCUCCAGGAUACAUGUGGCAUCCACAACUUGCAUGCCGUGCCAGGGAUGCUCGGUGGCUUCGUAGGUGCCAUAGUUGCUGCAGCAGCUACUGAAGAGGUCUAUGGCAAAGAGGGGCUGGUCGAGACAUUUGGCUUGAGUGGCAAGUUUGAAAACAGGAGUAUGUCAACGCAGGGAGCCUACCAGGCUGCUGGCACAUGUGUAGCAAUUGCAUUUGGACUGGUUGGAGGAGUCUGUGUUGGUUUCAUCCUGAGGUUUCCCCUCUGGGGAGAUCCUGCUGAUGACUUUUGCUUUGAUGAUGAAGCGUACUGGGAGCUUCCUGAGGAUGAAGAGACAAUCCCUCCUGUUUUGGAAUACAACAACCACAUGAUAAACAAGCACCAAGACACACAUGAGUCACAAUUCUCUCUGGAGGAAAGUUAGAGACUUGCAGCAGGAGUCCAGUCCCCUUUAUAUCCUCAUGAACUUUAUGCAGCUGAUAAACAUGAACUGAUGAAGGAGCUUUGGAAAAUAAGCCACAUGAAAAUGUUUUAAUAUACAAGUAUUGUUUUGCACAAUUUAUGUCUCAUGUAGUUGCCUAUUAUCAACUAUUAGAAGCUUUAAGUUAAAACAACAUAAAAUAAUCAGUAAAUGUCCAAUUCAACAAAAUAUUAUUUGGAAUCAAGGUUUUUAAAGCUGCUGGAGCUUCAAACUGUUCUCAAAAUGUUGAUUUUUACCUUCACUUUGGAAGCAACAUAUAUCAUUCUGACUUCAGAAUGCCAAGUACAUGUAAAAGAUAAUCUGUCUAUAAGCUAAUUAUGCACUGAGGAAUAUUAUUGUGCAGCCAAAACUGUAAUAACAAAGACAAAUUGUGUAUUGUUAUUAGUUGAAUUAUUUCUAUAAAAUAAUUUAUAGCUUUUUAACUAUAUGCCGCUAUGUACAUAUAGUUCAACAAUUAGUUUGCUGCAUAAAUUGCAGAUUGCCUCUUUAGAAGUUUUAAUUAUAGUAACUAUGAUACAACCUCUAGCAAUUUGGUUGCUGUUGAAUGUUACCUCCAAUAAAGAAUGUAAGAUUGUAUGUAAGAACUUGCUUGAUUUACUUCUGGCAUAUUAUGGAUUCAGUUUAUUGGAUAAACUGAUGCGGUAAGGGAAUCAAUGCUAAUAUAACAUUUGUGUGAUGAAUGAAACAUGAUUGUUGUUAUUUUUAGUUUGUGAGAAAUGUUCUAGAUCUUGAAGACUCAUCUGCUUGAUCGUUUUACAGGAUUUCAACUCCACUAAAUGUACUGAACUAUCUUAAAAUGUGAUUUAAUAACACAAAGGUGCUUAGAUUAUUUAGACUUAACACUUAUUGGAAAUGGUGUGACCAAAAAAUAUUAAAGAAGCUUGUGUCAGUUUGAUGGAAUGAAAA